Rubroshorea leprosula is the source of this 600-nucleotide messenger RNA. Lineage: Eukaryota; Viridiplantae; Streptophyta; Magnoliopsida; Malvales; Dipterocarpaceae. The record is from the annotation of a GenBank genome assembly.
UUCCCCAAUCUUCUCAUAUAUACCUUUUCCGAUUCCUCAAUCUUCAAAUCUCUAUAUACAUAUCCUUUCCCAUUGUCCCAAGCAAACCCAUCUCUCCUCUCCCAUUUCUUCCUCAGAAAUCUCUCCACCGGCACCCAAAAUGGAAGGGAACAACUCCUACGGCACAUCCUGGGCCGAUCAGUGGGACUACAACCCAGACCCAGCCCCUCAGACCAAGAAGAACAACCGCAGCAGCGGCGGCGGCAGUUCGACUGCCAAAUACAAACAGAAGGUCGGAGAAGGGCUGGAGAAGACCAAGGCGGUGGCUUCAACGGGCUUGAAGAAAGUCAAGGAAGGGACCUCCGUGGGUUUUCAUUGGAUCAAAGACAAGUAUCAAAAAACCACCCAGAAACAUUAGGAAUUUUCAAAUCCCCUCAUUUCUUUAGAUCUCACAUGACUAUAUAUUGAUAUUGAUAUUCCCCUAUUCUAUUUUCUCAUUUCCCUGAUGAUUCAUUUGUUAAUAUUUAGAUUAUCUCAGAUCUGUAUGAUUCCGUUAUAUUUAUUCAGAUUUUUAUUAUAGUUUUUAACUUUUUGUUCAUCUAAUAAAUUCUCUGUUUGUUU